This is a messenger RNA of Oikopleura dioica, 1095 nucleotides long. The record is from the annotation of a GenBank genome assembly. NCBI's taxonomy places the organism in Eukaryota, Metazoa, Chordata, Appendicularia, Copelata, Oikopleuridae.
AUGACAAGAAGAACCAAGCAAGAGUCCCCAAAAAGACAUGUCUGCAUCGAAUGCCAUGAAUGUCGAAUUCAAGAAGAAGCAAUGGGCAAAAUCGAGAUUGAAGAAGAAAGAAAAGCUCAAGCUCAAAGUGUCUCUGAUGCUGAGCAAGAGAAAGCAGUAGAGUCUGGGUCGGAGAAAGACGGGGAUUCGAAGAAUUCUAGAGGACUUCCAUACAGCAUCGCAAAUCUCCUUGGUGGAGCUUCAGAAGCUGCAGCCCCGCAACUCAUCCCUGCCAACAGCCUCCUCCGAUCUUCAGUAGCUCCAGGAUUGCUUCAGAGCGGACUGUACUCCAGCCUCUAUCCAGGUCUUGGAGGCCUAAACAACCCGGUCAUGGACCUUGCCAACGGCGCAUCAAAUAAUGCCGACCAGCCAAAUGCUCUGAACUCCACCCUGUCCGAAGCUCUGAUAAGACAGAGCUUGCUAGCCCAGAUGUUUCUGAGGGGCCAGUUGAAUCGUCAGAUGGGCGUUUUGGGAGCGAAUCAGGGCAGUACGGAUACCAAAACUGACUCCAACGAUUAUGAAGAGCUGCUCAAGAGUGAAAAGCUACCGAUUCCAAGCGUUCCACCUAAGUCACCCACUGAUAGCUCCAAAGAAGAAGCAUUAGACUUGGACCUUGUUGAAGAAGACGCAAACUCCUCAGAAGAAACUUGCGGCGGAGAAGCAAAGAAGAAGAAAACCCGCACAGUUUUCAGUCGGGCGCAGAUCUUCCAGCUCGAGACCUGGUUCGAGCGAAAACGGUAUCUGUCUAGUAGCGAGCGGACGAAUUUGGCGACGCAGCUGAAUCUUACUGAAACUCAGGUCAAGAUCUGGUUCCAAAACCGAAGAAAUAAAUGGAAACGUCAGACACAGACUGAUAAUGGCCUCAGCCGAUUACAGCCAACAAGUCUACUCAACAACAUGCUCUUUCCCUCCCCCGCACUCGCCAUGGGCUACCUCCAAAGUCAUGGGCCAGAGCGAAAUCUCCUCGAACGAUUCGGAGCUCUAGAACAGCAACAACGACUCAACCUAGCGGGGAGCUCAAGUUUGGCGAAGAUAGCGAGCACGAAUGCUGAAUGA